CUGGGUUUGUUUUUGCCUGAAACUCGGAUUUUCACUGCACAAUCAAUCCCUGAUUGAGCAAAAGGGCUUCCUCUGCAGGAAAGGAGCGGAAUGCGCGCUUCAUCCAGCUAGACCUCAGAGCACAUUAUUAAGCAGCACCUCGGCAAAAGGGGACGUGACCUGAAUAGCGUUUAUGAAACAAUUUUGAAAGAAGAAAAAAAUAAUAAAAGGACUGGGAAAGAUGACCGAUACGCAGCCUUUGUGUCUUUCCGCGUCUUUCCUUGUUGCUGGGGAUUUCUAAUAAUGUGUUUUAAUUUAUAUCUAGUGUGUAGCAUCACUUUUAAAGGACUGUGAUGAUCUGAACACAUUCUCAUUGACUAUUUGGGUGCGUCUCCCAAAAUGAAUACAGCAGCAGAUGAUAAGAAGCCACCUCUAGCUCCGAAACCAAAGAUUCUUGAUCAGCUGACAUCUAAAUUGCCUUCAUCCCUGAUGUCAAGACCUUCAUCUGCUUCCCGGGGUCCAAAGCCUCCGAUUGCUCCCAAACCAAAGCUGCUGCAGGAUUCUGAAGAGAAAUGCUGCUUGUAUACAAACAAUAACCUGAACAGGUGCAUAAAUGGAAAGUUACUGUGUUCUGAAGAAGAGUUCAAUGAGGAAAAUACAUGCAGCACCUAUUCUGAGUCUGAGAGCUUCCAAAUCAUGGACGGUGGGUACAUUAUGCUUCCUGACAAUGAGACUCUUACUAAUGAAAGGGAUGACAGUGAUAAUGAAGAGGGACAGUUGUUUGAGAUCUCUUCUGAUGCUGAGGUGCUCAAUUCUACUGAUAACAUUGAUGGAAAUGGAGAGGUAGAAUUGGAAGAGGCUGUUGAACGUGAUCAGACUGAAGACACUGUAUCAUUAGAAACUGAUGAAACUGGUGAUGCAGUAUCAACUAAUACAGUAGAGGCUUGUACUGAACUUGUAGAAAGUGUUGAAGCCUUGAGUAAUGACGGAACAUCAGACAGUGAGAACAGAGAGGAAGCUGAAGCUGUGGACUCAGGAGCUGGUCCACAGGAUAAUGAUACAGGUAGGGAAUCAGAUCAAGAUCUGGGAGAGGUUGCAGAGGAUGUGGGUGCCAGUGAGGGUGAUGAGGAAAACCAAAAAGAUCAGAUCUUAGAUGACAACACAUCAUGUGGAAUUAGUGAAGAGAACAACCCUAAUCAGUCUCCACCAGUUAGUGAAGGAUCUGACGAUUUAAAUGAACAAAGUGAUCCUGAGAAAGAGGAUCAGGAAAAUGUUGAAGUAAACGAGGAGCGUGAGGAUCAAGUUGUUGAACUGUGUGAAAAUAUGGUACCCGAGGAACAAGAAACUCAGGAUUACCUUGUUUUCUCUUCAAAUGCUGAGCAGUUGCAGCUUGCAAAACAAAUAGAUCCUUGUUCUCUGAUUCUUGAUCCAAAUUUAUUGGAUGCGACUGUUACUGUAGAACCUGAUUUUUCACUUUCUGUGGGAGAUGAUGCGGCCACCAUAGAUAUGGGCAAUGAAACCAAUAUGUUGGAGGAAUUUACAGAAAAUGAAACUAAUGAUAUUAUGAACUUGGAGGAUCAGGUAGCUAUGGAAAAAUCUGAAAAUGUUGAGUCUUCAAAUUUUCCAUGUGAUGUUUUUGAAGAGGAGCAAAGCUUCCCUACCUUAGAAGAUGACAUUGUAGAAGAUGACUUUAUCCUGGAGGAGACUCAUGCGUUUAUUGAUAUGGAAAAGCCUUCUAAUGAAUGUGAAGGUCUUGACCAAGAAUUAGUAUGUGAAAAAAAGGAUGAGAUAUUUCCCAAUGAUACAGAGGAAAAUGUAUAUAGCUUAGCAGGAACAGAUGAUUUACCCGAUGAAAAUGCCAAAGCUGAGGACUGUAAUACAGUGGAAAAUAUUAACAAUGUAAAUACUUUAGAAGAUGAGGCUCUAAGCAAACUUGAAGAAUUGGUUGUGGAACCAGAAGAGACAGAAACGGUGUGCACUGAUGUUAAUGAUUACACAAUCUGCAAUCAGGACCAUUGUGGCCUCCAAGCAGAAUUAUGCACCGUUACUUUGCCAAAAGACUUAUCAGUAGAUUCUCUUUUUAACAGACCAGCACUGCUGGAUGACUCAGAACUUUUUGGUGAUGAUAAUGAAGGUCUUAUAGUGCCCUAUAUGGAAGACAUAGAACAGGAAAAAUCAGAGGAUACCAUCAGUGAGGAGCAUGUGUAUGAAGAGGCUGGACUAGACACAGACGGUGAAAAUCUAAACUUUAUUGCCGUCGAUAGAAAAACUAUUGUAACAAGAACAAGGUCUUAUUCUGGCAAAGUACCUGGUUAUGUGCCUGAGACGGUUCCAGAGGAAUCUGACUUACAAAACACCAAUGAAUACUGCACAGUGGCCUUGGACAAAAGCGAUCAACAUCUUGGUGAAAGUGAACAACUUGACAUAAACAGAACAAUGCUAUCUAAGUCGAGGCGUUUUAUUUUAUACCCUAGGUCAUACUCAGUUGAAGGUCGUGAUAUGCCAAUGUCUGUUUACAGAGAAAAUGACGGAGUGGAGAACUGUGGAAUGAAGAGGAACGAUGAUAACCUUUCCCUACCUUGUGUUAUCGGGUCCUCAGGCAGUUUCUCUCAGAGAAGCUACCUUUCCUCCAGCGGGAUGUCAACUCCAUCCUCAGUAGUUGAUAUUCCACCUCCUUUUGAACUAGCUUGCAUAACCAAGAAGCCGGUCACUAAAAGCUCACCAUCACUCCUAAUGGAGAACGAGUCUCCAGACAAACCAAAAAAGAAAAAGUUGUCGUUCAAGCGUUUCUUAACACUUCGGUUCAAGAAGAAGACAGAAAAUAAGGUCCAUGUAGACGUUAAUGUUUCUUCAUCUAGGUCUUCUUCUGAGUCCAGUCAUCAAGGGCCUUUAAGACUCCUGGAAUUGGACAGGAGAAGUCUUGGCAGCUCACCACAACUGAAGUCCCGGUCUGGAAAAUCACGGGCCUCAGACUCACCAUCUACUUUUCUGUUUUACAAGGAUGGCAAGAGAAAAGGGACCCACAAAACAUUCAAUAGGAGUGUAUCUAGAGUGGAAUCCUUUGAGGAUCGGUCGAGACCUCCUUUUAUGGCCCUUCCUUUGACAAAGCCAAGAUCUAUUUCUUUCCCGAAUGCUGAUACUUCAGAUUAUGAGAACAUUCCGGCCAUGAACUCCGACUACGAAAAUAUUCAGAUUCCACCCAGGAGACCGUCCAGAACAGGCACCUUUACAGAAUUCUUUGAGGAUCCAUGUAGAGCCCUGUCCUCUGCCAAUGAGAAUGAUGGCUAUGUAGACAUGAGCAGCUUUAACGCUUUUGAAAGCAAUCCUCAAACGCCCGACCAGGAAACAGAAAGUGCCUAUACAGAACCCUACAGAGUGUGUCCCGUUCCAGUGGUGGAUGUUACAUCUGAUGAGGAUGAAGGGAAGAGCUCAGGAGAGGAGGAUUCCCUGGUGGAACACAGCAAGAGUGAUGGGCACUCAAGAGCUUUUUAUAUAGCAAAGGAACUGGUGGAUUCUGAGAAAGUGUAUGUGGAGGGCCUGAAGCUACUACACGUGGAUUUCAGAGAAGCCAUCCAGAAAGUGAAUUGUGAACAAAGUGAACCUGUGGUGGAAGAAGAGAGCUUAACAGCAAUUCUUUGUGAGCUGCCACAAGUCUAUGAGCUGCACCAGGACAUUCUCAAGGAGCUGGAGGAGAGAAUCAAUGACUGGGAGGCGCAUACAAGGAUUGCUGAUGUUAUUCUGUCAAGGAGACCACAGUUCAACGUCUUUAACACAUACCUCACAGAAUUUGAUAGGAACAUUGCCUUGCUUGACGAGUGCUGUCAGAAAUCCCAGAUUUUCGCUUCAGCUGUACAACAAUUUGAGCAAAGUCCUGGCUGUGCCAACAUGAGUGUGAAACAUCAGCUGCUAAAAGUUAUUCUCCGGAUCCUUCAGUAUCGCAUGCUUCUUACAGAUUAUUUGAACAAUCUGUCCCCAGACUCGUCAGAGUAUGAAGACACUCAAGCUGCCUUGGUAAUUGUCUCUGAAGUUGCAGAUCGAGCCAAUGACAGCUUGAGACAAGGGGAGAACCUCCUCCGUCUGGUUCACAUCGAGUACAGUGUUAGGGGCCAGAGAGACCUGCUCCAGCCAGGAAGGGUAUUUGUGAAGGAAGGAACAUUAAUGAAGGUAUCCAGGAAAAACAGACACCCUCGGCAUCUGUUCUUGAUGAACGAUGUUUUGCUGUAUACCUACCCGCAGCAGGAUGGCAAAUACAGGCUAAAGAACACGCUGUCCUUGUCAGACAUGAAGAUCAGUAAACCCAUUAUUGACAAGGUCCAGAAUGCACUGAAGAUCGAGGGGGCUGACUACUCCAUUAUUCUUUCUGCAAGCUCUUGCAGUGAAAGAGAGGACUGGUACCAUGUGCUCAGCAGAGCCGUUGCAGAUCAUUCAAGAGGCCGAGCCAGUCCAAGCAGCAGUGAGGCCCGAGAGAAGCUGUGGAUGUGCCUGGGUGAAAAACCCCCCACGCUGGUGCCUGUUUCCCAUGUGAUGAUGUGCAUGAACUGUGCCUCUGAUUUCAGCCUCACCCUCCGCCGUCAUCACUGCCAUGCCUGUGGAAAGUCCCUUCUGUUCUUGCCUAAACCCUAUUUCUACUGGAAGCUGGUGCAAGGUUCAAGUGAUCUUAAGAUUGUGUGCCGGAGCUGUUCCAGGAAUAAGUGUCCACUCAAGUACCUCAAGGACAGGCUCGCCAAAGUAUGUGACCAGUGCUACACGGAGCUGAAGAAAAGAGGGGUGGAGUGCCCAACACCAGGCGAUAACUUACUGUCCAGAUCCUCAGGACGGCCCUUAUCAGCUGUCUUCCAGAGCAUCCACCCCACAGCACUGUGGAAACAGAGGAAAAACCCCUCUGCGCUGACACAGGUUGCAGCGUCUGCAGAGGGUUCCUCAAUGAAUGGCCCCCUUCGCCGCUGUAAGAGGAACAAGAGGCACUGGAAAAAUCUAUGGUUUGUCAUCAAAGACAAAGUGCUGUACACUUAUACAACCAGUGAGGACAAAGUUGCAACUGAAAGCUUACCUCUCCUGGGGUUUACAGUGAAGCGGCCAGGGAAAGUGGAGGGAGGUAUGGAGCCAGCCUUGGCGUUUCAGCUCUACCACAAGAAAACUCUCUAUUAUACCUUCCAAUCGGAGGACGCAUACACAGCACAGAGAUGGGUUGAAGCCAUAGAAGAAGCUACUGUGUUAUAGCACUGGCUAUCUGAGUGGCCUUGGGUCACAGAGUUCUACAUCUUCUUCAACAUACAUUCCAGAAACUCAUGACACAAACCUGGGCUGAGCCUUGGAACUCAUACACUGCAGUCUGUAACAAAGCAUGCACCCAAACAAUGAAUGUAAAGACAAAAAAAGAACAACAUAACCUGCCUUCACUCACUGCUGACUUAAUGCAAGACAUCUUCUGAUGGAGAUUGCGCACACUUGCACAACAAGUUCAAUACUUUCCAGAUGAGGUAACUUAAUUUUUGUUUUAUAACUUUAGUGAACUCCAAGAGGGACAAAGAGAUGGCGCUGAAAAUGAGUGUCUGUCUUUUAUCUUAUGAGCAUUUACAGCACAGACAGCUGUAGUGCUGGCAUGUCUAUCCUGCAAAGACAAUGUGCCAAUGUGCCACGUGCCAAACCUUGCCGCAGUAAAGUCGUCCUCAAGAAGGCUGGGGUCUCCACAAUGUCCACAGUCUCUGGCAUCUUUAAAAGGCUUGUUAUGGUUUUCUGGUUCUUUUGUUAUAUAACCUGUCCACCUACAGCUGUAAUCCAGGACUCUGUCAGAUUGAAAUCCAUUUACAUACCAUAACUAAUCCAAUGUGCAACCCAGCAAAUAUUAGCACAUUUUAAUGCAGUCAUCUGAACACACAGAAGGCUGAUAAAUGUAUGCGCUCCCGUUCACAACCCUGUGUAUUACAUUUUCUCCACUCAAUGGCACACCUGACAUCCUUAGUUACUACUUUAAUUAAAAACAAAAUCAAAACUACACUUUAAGCAUAGUAAAUCUUCACAUGCCCCUGCUUUCUGUUAAGACGGUCAGAUCUGAACCAUGGUAAAUGUUACUUCGUGGUGCUCCCCAAAAAGAAAUGUUUGGAAACAGAUGGCCCAGGUCACUUUAAUCCUAUGGUUUUGUAAUGUAUACAAUGUUCAAUUAUUUUAUCCAACUGAUGUUUUUUCUACUUAAUAGGCAACAACUGUCCUUCUACUUCUAAUACGCUGCACUGUUCACUACUAAAGACCAUCUUGUAAUGGUCUUUAUAGCACAGGAUAUUUCUAUGAACCAUGCUGAGCUAAAACUUUUUAGAAAUAUGUUUCAAGAGUGUAAUGAAAAAUGGAAGCAAUAGAAGACAUUGCCCAAUAAUGGUUUUGCAUUAUUGGUCUCAGCAAUGCACGCAACCCAGACCUGAUGGAGGCCCAAUACAUUUAUAUGGAGAAAACAAAAAAUAAAUGCUGUUUAUAUAAUACCAAACCAGUAACAGUGGUUUAUUUCACCAAUCCAUAUUAAUAAUGUGUGGGUUUUUAAUUGAGAAUUCGUUUUGGGCAGAAUUAAAAUACAACUCCUUGGAAACAUUUAAAUGUGGCUGGCGGUUAUGUAAUCUUUCAACACAUAACUCCAUUAUUGAAUUAUGGAGCCUUAUGGCAGCACAUUCUUUAUAUUGCAAAAAAAAUCGUUUUUGAAUUUAUAAUGCAAAACAAUAUGUAUCCUUGGAAUACAUUUUAGGAAUAUAUUGCUAAAAAAAAAGUGAAACAAAUGUACAAGACAAUAAUGAUAUCAGAACUCUAUAGAGUAUGUGUAUUUAUAAACAGCAAUGCAACAGAAACAGUCAUGUUUUUCCUUUCAUUGUAAAAUCAAAACCUGCUUUUCAAUGAAGUGUUCUUAAAGUCAUUGGGCAUUUUGCUUUUUGUCUGUCUUUACUUAUGCCCAAGGCUGUAUUUUUUUUUAACAGCUGUCACAGAUUUCAUGCUUUCCAGGAAAUUUACCCAUUGUUGUGUAAUAUGUAGUUCCCCCUGAAAAUUUGCAUUUCUGAAAGAAUAGUUUAAAUCUAAAUAUUUUUUUAUUACUUAAAAAUAAAUACAGCAAACAUUUGCCUUAUUGACACACUAUGUGUUAACUGCAUUUAGGAACCUGGCAGCCGGUUUAGUUUGCUUCCUUUAAAAGAUUGAACACACACUGCAUAGAGCUGCACGAUUUCUUUAAAAUGUCUUCAACGAAAAAGACACCAGCUGCAUCAAAUAUCGGAAAUAUUUCUGCUAAAGAUCGCUCUGUCCAGUAAAAAUCGAGGACUUAUCACAUGUUUGUUGCUAUUUUUACUUGUAUUUAUGUUUUUAUUUGUUUGAUAUUUCACUGAUGCUGAAAACAGAAUGUCUUUAAAAGGUGGACAUAAAAAAAUAAAUACUCUACAUUUUAGCAUUUCCUGUUUUUCAGAUAAGCCUUUAAAUAUUUAGGAACAUUUGUUGUAUAACAGCUCUAGAGAAAAAUGGUCAAUGUUGAAUGUGACACAAUUUGUUUCUGCUUUAAUAAAUAUUAUGUUUAAUUGUGAACUAUCUUGAAAUAUCUGUUUUUAGACCAUGAAAUAAGCCAUUUUCUUUACUGUGAAAAAAUAAGGCUUUGCUUCUGACCCUCAAAAUGAGGGAUUUAUGUUAAAGGAAGACAGCAGAGUGUUAAUCACAGAUUACAAGAGGACUUGUCCACUCCUUCUCAUUUAAUAUAAUAGUAAUAAUGGAUACAUUCAAAAAAUCCAUUGAAGGCUUCCCUAACUAUUUACAUUUUGAGAACAAGAACUCCACUCAGUCAGCACUGACAAAGGUCACAGUGCACAUUAAUGCAACCGCACAGCUCAACUGGUUUUGUUAGGGCGGUGCUUGGCAUUUAUCUGUUUUUAUAUUUUUGUGUGUGGUGAAUUGAAGUCCUGCCAAAACAGAUAGGGCAUGAAACUUACUUUAUCUUUGAUCUGAACUGGUGGCCAUGUUUACUGUUUGUACAAUUUAACAAAGCACAGGUUGUAUGCAUACACAAAUGCCCAAUAGUACUUCAUUAUCUACUAAGAUAUGUCUUUUAAUGUUUAGUGUUGAACAUUCUACUAAAAUGGCCUUGCACAUGUAAGUUGUAAAUGUAAAACAUUCUUUUGCUUUAUUUUGCACUGCCAAAAACAAGGAAUGCUAUGAUUGUCUCAGAUUUUACUAAACCGUGUUUCAGACUGCACUCCAGUGACAGCAGUAAUGCAAACCCGAUGAUGUUCAGUGACUGUACCUGCAGUAAAAGACGGAGAACCAUGAAAAUAUUUUCUUGUAAAAAUCAGUAUGUAAUGGAUUGUAUCUUUGUUUAAAGCAAUGUGAAAAUAAUAAUAAUAAUAAAAAUGAAAUCUUAAAAAAUAA
This is a messenger RNA of Acipenser ruthenus (sterlet), 8364 nucleotides long. Its product is annotated as FYVE, RhoGEF and PH domain-containing protein 5-like. The transcript is spliced from 22 exons. Bases 379 to 5199 code for a protein of 1606 amino acids. Gene Ontology annotation, cellular component: cytoplasm. The record is from RefSeq and is a predicted model, not a curated record. Gene Ontology annotation, molecular function: guanyl-nucleotide exchange factor activity; metal ion binding. NCBI's taxonomy places the organism in Eukaryota, Metazoa, Chordata, Actinopteri, Acipenseriformes, Acipenseridae.